Hyposmocoma kahamanoa is the source of this 1000-nucleotide messenger RNA. RefSeq names its product homeobox protein ceh-13-like. The record is from RefSeq and is a predicted model, not a curated record. The transcript is spliced from 2 exons. The coding region runs from base 191 to 1000 and encodes 269 amino acids. Gene Ontology annotation, molecular function: RNA polymerase II cis-regulatory region sequence-specific DNA binding; DNA-binding transcription factor activity, RNA polymerase II-specific. Lineage: Eukaryota; Metazoa; Arthropoda; Insecta; Lepidoptera; Cosmopterigidae. Gene Ontology annotation, biological process: regulation of transcription by RNA polymerase II. Gene Ontology annotation, cellular component: nucleus.
GCCCCAGUUCUCUGAGAAUCAGUGGACUCCGAGCAGUAACGCAGAAAAUAGUUCUACUCUGCAAUGGAGUGAACUAUCACUACCAGCCGGCGUACCAUCAACUAGCAACGGAAUAACCUACAACGGAAACAACGCCAACAAGUUCGUCACCUCAUAUCGUCCGAACUUCAACAGCUAUAAUUCAAGAUAUAUGGACUCCUCCUUUGCCACUGCGCCUGAUCUCAAUGGGUAUUUUCUACCCAAUGCUCCGCGAACUUUAAAUGGGCAUGUACUGUUCAACAGUUCCAAUAGCGGUCGUCCUAUACAUAUGCAAAAUGGGACCAUGAUGCAUGGCAACAAUGGAUAUCUACAGCCUGUACCAAGCACCAGCCGCAUGACGCCAAAAUACAAUAACGCGAGAGGUCGAAAACAAAAACGCAUUCGCACUGCAUUUACAAGUCAACAGAUGAUGGAACUCGAAAGAGAAUUUACUCUUACCCGCUACUUGGAUCGUUCUAGACGCAUUGAGUUGGCUGAAACCUUGCAACUCAACGAACGGACUAUCAAGAUUUGGUUUCAGAAUCGCCGCAUGAAAGAUAAAAAGGACAAAGCUGAGAGUUUUGAAGAAGACGAGGACGAAGCAACAAGUACCACAUCUUCUUCUGAUGCUACGAAUGGAUUACCCAUCGUUAUACAUGACCAGAUUCCGAUGCCCGUAGAUAUGUACCAGCCAAAUGGUUUUAUUGAGGAAUAUCCACUGAGUACAGAACAGAAUACUGCUGCACCUCUGGCCGAUGGCAUGGGUCCGUAUUCGUUCAUGUCUGAAUACGAAGCUCAGAACCGACAACUGCAAUUUCAAAUGCAGCGCCAGCCUCCCGCGUACAGCAAUGUAAUCCAGGAGAUUAUUGAAGAGACUCCACCACUAGUAGAACAGAUACCUGUACCUCCUUCAGAUAGUCAAAUUGACCAAAACUGGGACUUAUCUUGGAUUAAGAGCAUCCACAUUAGUGACGACUGUUAA